CCGCAGUCCGUUGCUUAUCAUCGCUUUUACCCGCCGGGUCUGUCACUCGCUAACCCUGACUACCCCAACCGAGCGGUACAAUUUAGAGGCCAAAUGACAUCUCAAAACAGAUACGAAAACGCAGAGCUUCAAGGUACCAGGCUGGCCACAUGGUCGACAUGGAAGAUGCCCCCCAGGGCCUCCCCCCGGGAGUAUACCGGUCCCAGAUCCCCUUCUGGCGACUCCUCACAGACCAAGCCGCCAUCACACAAGAAGUGCUGGAGUUCGAAUUUCCCGGAAGUGGCACUGAGGAUGACCCGUACGUGGUCUCAUGGAUUCCCAACGACAAUCGCAACCCGAUGCUCUUCAGCCUAGGCCGGAAAAUCGCCAUUACGCUGAUCGUGGCUUCAUGCACCCUUACCGUAUCCCUCACUUCGUCCGUGUAUAGCGGCAGCGUCAGCGAAAUUACCGCUUAUUUCUCCGUCAGCUCCGUAGUGGCCACCAUCGGACUCUCCCUCUUCGUACUCGGCUUCGCCGUCGGCCCCCUUCUCUGGGCCCCAUUCAGUGAGGUCUUUGGCCGCCAACUUCCGUUCUUCUUCAGCUGCAUGGGUAUGGCCGCCUUUUCCGCCGGCUGUGCGGGUGCCCAAAACAUCUGGACCUUGUGUAUCUUGCGUUUCUUCGCCGGUGCCUUUGGUUCAGCGCCCUUCACCAACGCUGGCGGCACCAUCUCCGACAUGUUCACGGCGCGCCAACGCGGUCUCGCGCUCAGUCUUUACGCCGCCGCUCCCUUCCUCGGGCCCGCCAUUGGGCCCAUCAUCGGUGGGUUUCUGGGCAUGCGUGCCGGCUGGCGAUGGGUGGAGGGCUUUCUCGCCGCGCUGGCCGGGUUCAUCUGGCUGCUCAUGACGGUGUCAAUCCCUGAGACAUACGCACCACGACUCCUGCGUCUGCGCGCGGAGAGACUCUCACUCCUAACGGGCCGAGUCUACCGGAGCAAGAUCGAGCUCGACAAGGGCAAGAUUUCCCUACCCAGACUGCUGAAAACAACCAUGUCUCGCCCAUGGGUCCUGCUUUUCCGCGAACCCAUUGUGCUCCUCUUCGCGCUGUACAUUGCUAUCGUGUACGGAACCUUGUACAUGUUCUUUGCGGCCUUCCCGAUCGUGUACGAAGACGUCCGCGGCUGGAACCCCGGCGUAGGCGGCCUUGCCUUCCUGGGUAUUAUGGUCGGAAUGAUCAUCGGCGUGGGGUUCACCAUCCCCGCCAACCUGCACUUCAUCAAGACUCAGGAAAAACACGGGGGAUUCGCACCCCCCGAGGCUCGACUGUUGCAAUGCAUGCCCGGUGCGAUCGCAAUUCCCAUCAGCCAGUUCUGGUUCGCGUGGACGGAUUCUCCCUCUAUCCACUGGAUUGUCAGCAUCAUUGCCACGGCACCGUUCGGAUUCGGGGUGAUAUUAAUCUACCUGGGAGUGAUGAAUUACCUCAUCGAUUCGUAUACGAUCUACGCGGCGUCGGUGUUGGCAGCAAACACGGUGCUCAGGUCGAUCUUUGGUGCCAUCUUUCCCAUUAUUGCCACGUAUAUGUAUGACGGGCUAGGGAUUCAUUGGGCGCCGUGUAUUCCUGCGUUUUUGUCGUUGUUGUGUAUGCCUGCCCCGUUUCUGUUUUAUCGGUAUGGGGCGGCGAUUCGCACGCGGUGCAAGUAUGCGGCGGAAUCGGAUCGAUAUAUGCAAAAGUUGCAGGAGAGUGCGGGGAGGAGGCAGGUGGUGGAGAAGGUGACCCCGGUGGAAAAGCCGGUGGAGCCGGCGGAGGAUUCUCAGGUGGGGAACACACGACCCGCUCCCCCCUCAGCGAAUGCGACUACAACAUGCACAAAUCCAACUCGACGUACUUCACCGACGUGGAUCUCUCCCACGCGAACCUGCGCGCCUUGCUCUUUGGAUCCCGCCUCUCGGGAGAUUAAACCGUAUCAGGGGUAUGAGGUCUGGUCCAGGGUUUUCUCGUGGGAUGGGAAGUGGAUGUAUUUGGUGUCGCAUUUUGUGGAGAGGGGGGUGUUUAGGCCUGAUGAAGAAAAAGGUAUUCGCGACGUGUGUAUCAAGGUAUGUGUUUAAGCAGGGGAGGAGGACAUAUCCGCCCGAGAGGAUUCUGAGGGAGUGUGGGCUAUUGGGGAAGAGGGCUGUGACGCCUGGUACGGAGGAGGUGGAUGUUGGUGAGAAGGGGGGCUUGGAUAUGGAUAUGGAGAUUGAGGAGAGGAGAUGCAGGGAUCUGGAAAAGGCGCAGUUGAAGUUGGGGUGGGAUGCCGUGCAUGAGGCGUUUGAGGGGAAUGUCAAGGUUGCGUUGGGAGUAUGAGUUGAUUUGGAAGAUGAGUGGAUUUGAGCAGUCAUUAUUCUCUAGAGUUAGAUUCAUUGUUCUCUAUGUAGGACUAAAGAUGGUAUGAUUAUCG
Molecule: messenger RNA, 2413 nt
Organism: Aspergillus ibericus CBS 121593
Lineage: Eukaryota; Fungi; Ascomycota; Eurotiomycetes; Eurotiales; Aspergillaceae
Product: MFS transporter
Exons: 4
Coding region: 150-2081 (643 amino acids)
Biological process (GO): transmembrane transport
Molecular function (GO): transmembrane transporter activity
Source: RefSeq, a predicted model, not a curated record